Plasmodium relictum is the source of this 822-nucleotide messenger RNA. RefSeq names its product conserved Plasmodium protein, unknown function. Lineage: Eukaryota; Apicomplexa; Aconoidasida; Haemosporida; Plasmodiidae. The transcript is spliced from 2 exons. Bases 1 to 822 code for a protein of 273 amino acids. The record is from RefSeq and is a predicted model, not a curated record.
AUGAAUUCUUCUUUAAAUAAUGAAAAUGAAAACAAUUAUUUUGUAAUAUCUUUUUUUGAAUCUCUUUCAAAUUUUAUAAAAAAUGUAAAAAUUGAAAUAAAAGACACAUUUGAAUUACUAAAUUACCCUUGUGUUUAUCAAAAUUGUAAAAAAAAAUUUAGUGUUAAUGAAAACGAAGAUUUCAAAAAUUCUUUGACAACAAAUGUUAUCAGUAAAGUAGAUAAAAAAAAUAUAGAAAAUUUUAGAGCAUAUAAAAAAGAAUUACAUAAUAUGUUACAAGAUGUUAAAAUAUUUAAUGAAAAAUAUAAAAUGGACAUGCCACUAAUGUUCAUUGUAGAAAACUUAGUUACAUUGCAUUUAAUCAACGAAUAUAAAAUAAACAAUAUAGUUAAAAAAAUUCAAGAACACAAUAUUAUAAUGCCAGAAUUAAAUAGUGAUUUGCCUGAUUAUUUAAUACACACUAUAGAGGUAGACGAUAAUGAUAAUCCUAGUGAAUUAAUUCCUAAAAUAAGAGAAACUAAUAGUUUAUCAAUUCAUAACCAUAUGAUUAAACAACUUCUAGAAAAUUCAGAAAUUAAGAUAAAUUUUUCUAAACUGAAUGAAAUUAAUGACGAAAAUUUUUUUAAUACAAAUAGAUUAAAAUAUAUUUCAAAUUGUAAUGUUAAAUCAAAUGAUCUCUUAUCAUAUAAAAAAGAAGAAGAUAAUAAGAUUCCACAUAAAAAAGAAGAGAAGAAUAAUAUUAUAGAAAACAUUGGAUUAUCUGAAGAAACAUUAAAACUGUUAAACUUGUUACCUAAAAAAAGAAAAACAGAUAAUGAUUAA